AUGGGCCAGGAGUUGGCCAGGAUAACUGGCCCUGUUCCACAGAGGAGCAGCGUUACAGACUACGCCCUAAACGCAGGGACCACCGCGGUGAACGCCCAGCGGCUGCUAAGAGCCCUGCAGCUUUCCAGGCCUGUUCUGUUGGAGGGGUCGCCAGGCGUGGGCAAGACCAGUCUAGUUGCUGCCCUGGCAAAGGCCUCGGGAAACUGUCUCGUUCGAAUCAACCUGUCUGAGCAAACGGUAGAACAAAAUAUUAUCCUUGUCAUUUCAUACUGUAUCUGCACAAAAAACAAGCGCGUCACCAACUGCGUGCAGACAGGAGGCACUUGCCAGUGCCAGUCCAUUGGAUCCGGUGUAACUGUGGAGUGCAACACCUUGACUUCAAAAUGCCUGUUGAUGAAAGCAGAAAUGUCAAGUUCAAAAUCAGGUCGUUUCAAUAAACCAAAAGACGCAUUUGAAGAUACCGAUGGCCUUUAUGAUCCCGAGUGUGAAAAUAAUGGCAUAUUCAAGGCAAAGCAGUGCAAUGGGACCUCCUGCUGGUGUGUGAAUACAGCUGGUGUUAGAAGAACUGACAAACAUGACACAAACUUGAAGUGCAACCAACUAGUCAGAACAACGUGGAUCAUCAUUGAAAUGAAACAUGCUGAGAGAAAAGCUCCUCUGAGCACAGAGUCUUUAAGGAAAGCCUUUGUGGAAACCAUUACCAGUCGUUACUUGUUGGAUGGACGCUAUAUAGGUGAUGUUGAGUAUGAAACCCCCUACAUUACUGUUAAUUUGAAGCAAAAUUCCUCAAGGAAAUUUCCUGGCGAUGUGGAUAUAGCUGAUGUGGCUUACUACUUUGAAAAGGAUGCAAAAGGUGACUCCAUCUUUCACAAUGACAGAUUGAACAUCAGUAUUGAUAACGAAGUGCUGAAUUUUGAGAAGACAGUGGUUUACUAUGUAGAUGAAAUAGCACCGGAGUUCUCCAUGAAGUCGCUGACUCCUGGUGUCAUUGCUGUCAUUGUAGUUGUAGUACUAGCAAUCGUUGCUGGAAUUGCUGUACUGGUCUGUUCAAGACGAAGAAAAGGGAAGUACGUCAAAGCAGAGGUAAAGGAAAUGAAUGAAAUGCAUAGAGGAUUAAAUGCCUAA
This is a messenger RNA of Tinamus guttatus (white-throated tinamou), 1125 nucleotides long. The record is from RefSeq and is a predicted model, not a curated record. Lineage: Eukaryota; Metazoa; Chordata; Aves; Tinamiformes; Tinamidae.